CAGCUCUCUCUCACCAAGAUGUCCAGCUACGACCUGUACCCACCAAGAAGCAGCGUGGCCGUCCCCCAGCCCAUCGCUGAGAGCUGCAACGAGCUGUGUGCCCGCCAGUGCCCCGACUCGGCAGCCUUCAUCCAGCCACCGCCCGUGGUUGUCACCUUCCCCGGCCCCAUCCUCAGCUCCUUCCCCCAGCAAGCCGUGGUGGGCUCCUCCGGAGCACCCGCCUUUGCGGGCUCCCUGGGGCUGGGAGGCCUCUACGGCGCCGGGGCCACGCAGGGCUCGGGGGGCCUCUGCACCUUUGGCAGACCCUAUGCUUCUCCCGCCUGCAGCCUUGGCGUUCUGCCCCGCUACAGCCAGAGGCUGUGGGACACCCGUGGGCCCUGCUAG
Molecule: messenger RNA, 384 nt
Organism: Strigops habroptila (Kakapo)
Lineage: Eukaryota; Metazoa; Chordata; Aves; Psittaciformes; Psittacidae
Product: scale keratin-like
Exons: 1
Coding region: 19-384 (121 amino acids)
Cellular component (GO): intermediate filament
Molecular function (GO): structural constituent of cytoskeleton
Source: RefSeq, a predicted model, not a curated record